AUGACAGCAGGGGCCCCCAAAGUAGAGUGCACGAGGGACUUCUGGGGGCCCAGGACGCAGAGGUGGGAGCUGUGGGCCCCGGCCACCCUGACGCUCCUCUCUGCACAGGCCUUUCCAAAGCGGACAUCACCUGUUUCCUCUCUGCCCCCAGCCAUGCCAGCACUGCCCCAGGCUUCCCUGUGCCCGCUGUUCUGGAUGGAGUUCAAAGGCCACUGCUACCGAUGUUUCCCUCUCAAUAAGACCUGGGCCGAGGCUGGCUUGUACUGUUCUGAGUUCUCCGCCAGCAGGAAGUACACCAAACUGGCCUCCACCCACAGCUGGGAGAAUGUCUUCAUGAGUGAACUCAUGAACAGCUGCGUUCCUGAGAUCCCAGCUGACACCUGGACGGGCCUUCACGACCACAGACAGGAAAUCUUUCUAAACCAUCUUCUACAUUUCCCUGCUUUCUUAAACGGAAGAUACCAAGAGGAUUCGUCUUCUCUUGAUGACUCAGGGUCAUGUGGGCUGCGUCUACCUCAGGCCAGCCCAUUGCCAGCCCCAGCCACGGGCUUUACGGAGAAGAGUGUUGUUGCAAAAGGGGCCCCCUAA
Molecule: messenger RNA, 588 nt
Organism: Myotis brandtii (Brandt's bat)
Lineage: Eukaryota; Metazoa; Chordata; Mammalia; Chiroptera; Vespertilionidae
Gene: CLEC19A
Product: C-type lectin domain family 19, member A
Exons: 6
Coding region: 1-588 (195 amino acids)
Source: RefSeq, a predicted model, not a curated record